GUGGCUGAUCCAGUUCUCACUGUACACUUUACUACGGCUUGCAAUGUGACACUAAAAUAUACACUCCCUCGCUCUCUCACGCACACCUCACACACACACACACACACGCACGCACCCAGACACUUGCACAUACCUUCACACACACACACACAGACACACACAGACACGCAUGCACGCACGCACACACGGACCCACGCGGGCGACGGGGCUAUAAUCCGGAGUGGAGUUCUCUGUGUGCGUGUGUGUGAACGGAUCUAGAUCGGUCGCUGCAUCUUCGUGUCUAGAUCUCUCUGGUUGAAGCGAGCCCGUGGAGCAGCGGGAAGGGAACUAAGCGCGGCCCCCCGACGAGGAGCUAUUUCUCCGCGGGUGCUCCCGCAUCAUGUUUGGCGCGCCCAUGCCAUUGGAUUUUGUCGUGCUGUUCUGCUUGGCAUCUGCGAUCGCAGCGGUGGAAGAAACCCUAAUGGAUACUCGGACAGCCACAGCUGAACUUGGAUGGACAGCAAACCCACCUUCAGGGUGGGAAGAAGUCAGCGGCUACGAUGAGAACCUCAACACUAUCCGGACUUACCAGGUGUGCAAUGUCUUUGAGCCCAACCAGAACAACUGGCUCCUCACUACGUUCAUCAACCGACGGGGCGCGCACCGCAUCUACACAGAGAUGCGGUUCACGGUGAGGGACUGCAGCAGCCUCCCGAAUGUCCCUGGUUCCUGCAAGGAAACCUUCAACCUGUAUUACUAUGAGACAGACUCUGUCAUCGCCACCAAGAGGUCAGCCUUCUGGACAGAGGCCCCCUACCUCAAGGUGGACACUAUCGCUGCAGACGAGAGCUUCUCUCAGGUGGACUUUGGUGGCAGGUUGAUGAAGGUGAACACAGAGGUGAGGAGCUUUGGUCCCCUCAAUCGCAACGGCUUUUACCUGGCCUUUCAGGAUUAUGGGGCGUGCAUGUCACUGCUGUCGGUGAGGGUCUUUUUUAAGAAAUGCCCCAGCGUGGUGCAGAAUUUUGCCAUCUUCCCAGAGACGAUGACAGGAGCAGAGAGCACUUCCCUAGUGAUUGCACGGGGCACGUGCAUCCCGAAUGCCGAGGAGGUGGAUGUGCCCAUUAAGUUGUACUGCAAUGGUGAUGGGGAGUGGAUGGUUCCCAUUGGCCGCUGUACCUGCAAGGCUGGAUAUGAGCCCGAGAACAAUGUGGCCUGCAAAGGUAAGGUGAUGAUUCAUUGAGAUGUUGUGUGAUGAUGGCCAGCCAGAAAUCCUUGACAUGGGACAGUGCCCAGGUGGCUCUUAAGGGGCUGGUUUGAUAGCAUCAUUUGCCCCUAGCAAAUUGGAACAGCCAACUUGUAUUAAUGCCAGUGUGUUUGGGAUUACCUGGGAAUUAAAGUUUUGCAUUGCUUUGUCCACCUUUGACAGCUGUAGUUGAGUUGAGUCUUUUCAGUAUCUGUAGCAAGGGUUGCUAAGAACUGUCCUAAGUGGUACCUGCCUUAAACCAAGUCAGGCAGAAAAUGUGACAUCUUAAUAAAUGAAAUAAGGACUGAGAUGAUGUAUGUUGAGCAGUGACAGUGAUUUACAUGUGAUUCCUCUGUCCAAUUGUGUUUUGCCUUAGGUUAUGAGCUUUAUGCCACACAGUUGUUCAGAGUAGAAAAUCCCACUUACAUUUUAUCCCAGUGCUGAAGCUCCUGAAAUGACCAUCAAAUGAGCAACUUCUUUGCUCAUGGUUGAGUCAUGGCAUAUAGGAAACUCCUUUGUGAAUGUCUAGUAUCCUAGGUGUAAAUUUGCAGUGGAAUUUGCAAGUUGAUAAUACUUCUGCCGAAGUUUAGUAGUACUCACACCCUUUCUGUAUCUCUUUGGUAAAUGUUUUUUUUGGGGGGAGCAAUUUUAUUGGCAUCAGCAUUGAACAAUGAGCUUUUGGUGGAGCAAAUGGGACUGAAGUGGGAGUCAUGUCUACAAAUAUCUGUUUGUGGUUUCACAAGGAUCAAAUGUGGCCUUCACUGAGCUCACCCAAGAGGAACCUUUGUUGUUGUUGUUUAGUCGUGUCCAACUCUUUGUGACCCCAUGGACCAGAACACGCCAGGCACUCCUGUCUUGCACUGCCUCCCGCAGUUUGGUCAGACUCAUGUUGGUAGCUUCGAGAACACUGUCCAACCAUCUCGUCCUCUGUCGUCCCCUUCUCCUUGUGCCCUUCAUCUUUCCCAACAGGAACCUUUACUUAGCUGAAAUCUCUCAGUCAACAUUUUGCCACAUAUUUACUGGAUAAUACAUCCCACAAAGUUGGAUCCAGGGUGACCUAUGUUAGGCUGACCUACUGAUACUGCUGUGACAGGUGAACAUGUCUGUUCUGUCAGGAUAGCUCUACCAGGAAGAACAGCAGCAAAUGUCACUGCCUGCUUGGCGCUCUGCCUGGUGAGCAGGCAGGUGGUAGCUAUGAUGAUGGGGGUGGGGGUGGUGAAGAAGAAGAGCAGCAGAAGCAACUAGUGAAAAUGGUGUUGAGACUUUCUGAUGGAGAAAUGGAGAGUAUCUAGUGCAAGGAACCUCAAAAACCUAGAGUUAGAAUCAUAGAAUCAUAGGGUUGGAAGAGACCACAAGGGCCAUCCAGUCCAAACCCCUGCCAAGCAGGAAACACCAUCAAAGCAUUCCUGACAUAUGGCUGUCAAGCAUCUGCUUAAAGACCUCCAAAUAAGGAGACUCCACCACACUCCUUGGCAGCAAAUUCCACUGCCGAACAGCUCUUACUGUCAGGAAGUUCUUCCUAAUGUUUAGGUGGAAUCUUUGGAUGAAUUGACACUCUUUGGAUGAAUUCAGAUGAAUGGCAGUGUGUUAUUGUUCUAAAUGGCAUGGGCCAUGCCUCUGUGUAUGAAUUGAGACUUGGGAGUUAGCUUCUCCAGGCUGAGAAAUCUGAGGUGGGUAAGUUAGACAUCUAGAAUAUGAUGGGAAUUAUUUCCCUCUCUGUUUUCCACAAUGGUGACACGGGAGGUAAAGGUACUCUAUACAGCUGGGGGGUAUGGAGCACACACUAGGGAAAUGCUAAAAUCUAGGGACCAUGAUGUGAUCUGGCUCCUGUAAGUGCAAGGCCAUAUACGGGGAUCUAUUAUUGUGAAGUGAGUGCUUUGUGUGGAAACAAGUAUAUGUCACAAUGUCAAGGCUAUAAGUGGCUGAGAUUAUGCAAAUGGCAGUACAUAGUUGGCCAUGUGCCUGAGGCGGCACAUUCUGAAUGCUGUGUCUCACACAGAAUGUUUACAGUGUUUGUAGUGAAACCCUGAGGGAACUGCAUGUAAAUGUUUAGUAAAUACUUCAAACAGAAAAAAGGUGCAUACUUUUUAUAGAGAACAUACUGUGCAAAAAGUUACUUGACCUUAUUCCUCAUUCACACUUUAAAAUGCUCUCUAAAACAACAUAUUGCCAGCAGAGUCUAAUAUUAGCAAAUAUAUUGCUUUGCUUUCAGUAUGCUUUCUAAAAGAUAGCUGCUUGUGGAGUUUUUAUAAGGUGAAAUUAGUAUCUAAGGAAAAUGGAAAUUGAAUCUAAGGGCCAAAACAGAUGUGAUGCAGUCAAUUCAUGAUUGCAUUUCCCAACUUUUUAUUGUUCAACUUUAAAGCAGCCAGUUUUUGUAGGAGCAGUGAUACUGGGGGAGUGUAGGUUGAAACAUUUUCCUCUGCUGUUUUCUCCAUUUAAAUCCUCCCCCCACAAUUUUGCUAUUACACCAAACUGAGAAAAACCCCAAACAUGGUAGAGCUAUCUGUAUUUUCCCCCAGCAGGGCUGAUGGCAGCUUUGGGGUGGGGUGGAAAAGCAAUUUCAAUUGAGAAAUGACAUGGGAGAAAGGCAUGGCAUGGGUGCCUUUGGGAGGAAGAGCAAGAUAUAAAUCACCAUCUUGGAUGUCGUUUGUGAUCCCAGAUCUGCUCCCACAUUGCUUUCUCAGGCAUCCAGAUCUGGCUGCUUGGAAGCCAAACAGAAAAAACCACAUAAAAGCCAGCAUACCACCACAAGUGUAUCCAAAAAUCCUCUUUUUCUGCAAAGCUGCCACCCUUCACUCAUACCAACUGUGCUCAAAAAGGUGGUUUAAUGCCGGGGGGGGGAGGGGGCUAGGGCUACCUGAGGCUGGCUUAGUAAGCACACUAGGCUCUUACAAACAAUAGGGCCACAGCUCUACUAAUAAGAUGAGUGAACUACUAAACAACUCACACAUUUGGCCUUGAAUUUUGCAUGAAUGACUAAUCUAAGAUUCAAGCUAGCUGAGCCAGAAGGAGAAUUGUCCCCCUCCACAGAAGGGGAGGAGCUGACAUUUGGAAAAUGAUAAAGUUCCCCCCAUGCCUUCAAGUGAUCUGGCACAAGACAACUUCUCAACUGGUGGUGCCCUAGUGCCCCCACUCCCAGAAAUACCUUUCAGAUGAGUACCCAGUACCACCUGAGCUCUAUGCAUAGCUAAAGACCUGAGGCCCAUAAAAUAAUGGGAAGAAGUGAAAAUUCCUACUGCCUCUGUGUGUGUGUGUUCUUCAACAUCAACUUCGUUGGACUGGUCAUGUUGUGCAGAUGCUUGAUGAUCGUCUUCCAAAGCAACUACUCUAUUCUGAACUUAAAAAUGGAAAGCGUGGUCAACAAAAGAGGUUUAGAGACUGUCUCAAGGGAAAUCUAAAAAAAAAGUAGUAUAAACACUGACAACUGGGAAACACUGGCCUGCGAGUACUCCAGUUGGAGAACAGCCUUUACCAAAGGUAUCAUGGGCUUUGAAGAAGCUCGAUCUCAGGACGCAAGGGAGAAACGUGCUAAGAGGAAGGCACGCUUGGCAAAUCCGCACCGUGAUCAGCUCCUGCCUGGAAACCAAUGUCCCCACUGUGGAAGGAUGUGUGGAUCCAGAAUUGGCCUCCACAGUCACUUAUGACCCAUUGUUAAAACCGUGUUUAUGGAAGACAAUCUUAUUUGGCUACGAGUGAUCGUCAAAAAAGAAGAAGUGUGUAUGUAUGUGUGCAGGCGCAUAUAUGGUCAUUUAUUGUCUCCAACAUCUGGUAAUUAGAGCGCCCAACAGAUCCUAUUUAUAUGGAUCUGCAGGUCCCUAAAGUUGGGAUACUUCUCCCAACUGAAGGGGUUAAAAUUAAUUUCAGUAAGCCUGCCUGGUUUAAGAAGAAAAUAGAAGCUAUUUAUACUAUGGAAACACCAGUAGUGUUUAUUUGGUUUAAUAAUGGAAGUGUAAGAUCCCUAGCGAGAUAGGGUGCAGUGAAAGAAAGCAGUAAAAAAAUUAAUUAUAGUUCUCCAUAUAUCCUAUACAAUGCAAUACAAACAUAAAAAAAACCCUAGGAGAUAAUUGAUGACUGUAUCAUAUUCACCAUCUAGUGGCAUCAUGAGCAGGUACUGAAAUAAAUUGAAAGCAAAUUAUAACAUUACAAAGUUUAAAUAUGAAUAAUGGAGCAGCGUAAAGCUUAUGGAGCAGGGAAGGAGUUGAAAGAUUUUGCGCUGUGGCAACAAUGAUGAGAUACCUGCAGCCCUCCUGGUGUUGUUGGCCUCCAACUCCCAUUAAUCCCAACCAGCAUGGCCACAGGCCAGGAAUGAUGGGAAAUGCAGUUCAACAAGGUCUGGAGGGCCACAGGUAUCCCACUGCGGCUUUACAAGACAUAACCUUGAAGCCAGGAUUUCUAAAAACAGCAUUGAUUGGCAUCCAUAGGCCUACAAUGGAGAGACUGGAUCAUCCCUAAGUGCACCUUUGUAUAGUGACUAAAUGGCAGCUGUCAUUGCUUCUCUUUUGGUAUUAAUGAUGCACAUUUAGAAGCAUUUGCAGCAUUCCUGGAAGGGGAUUAUAUUUCUUCCCUUGGGGCACUCUUGGGCUGCACAGCUUCAAAGCAUGCACUGGUCAUACAGUAAUCCUUGCCUGCCAUGUUGACAGGUCAGGUGAUAAGUGCAUAGAUGGUGGUGGUCAGAUGCACCUUAUAAAAAUAGCCUUGCUAACGCUGACAAGCAGUAAGAGAGAAUGGGAAAUGCGUCUCUUUUAUUGCACUGUUCAGAAGAGGAGAACUGGCACCCUAAAUUGGAGGCCUCGGAUGGGGUGUCUACCAGUGGCAGAUGGUGAUCAGGCUUCUGGCUGAGCCGGGAACUGGAAGUGGUAGACCAAUCACUGGAAUGGGGGUGUCAGCUGACGUAACACAGUCUGCUGCCUUAGGGAUCCUUGCCAUUGCACUCCUCGGAUCCCCAUUCAACACUCUUGUCACACUCUCCCCCUCCCCAUUCUAUUGCAUCAAAGCUCCUAAUUUAGCUGAAACUUAUGAUGGAGAACAGCUAGUUUCUCCUUUCAUGGAAUAGCUUUUUUUUAUUCUGCUCAUGGUGGCUUAGAUUAGAUUCCAGCACACAUUUUAACGGUUUCCAGGUCAUAUCAAGAUGGAAAGUCCAAUUUUGAGUAGGAGACAUAAAGGCUGAUAAUAUGAAUUAAUUCACCCGUUCAGAUAGGCUACAUACAUUGCGGUAUGUAGAUAGGCUACAUACCUUGCGGUAUGUAUUUGUGAAGACAGUUGCAAGAUUGUCAGUUUACCUUCUUCCUGCCCUUCUUUCACUUCACUUACUUGGCAUUUCCUUGAUUUUCUGUGCCUCACGAAUCUAUAGAAUUUGUAGAAUGUAUACGACCAUCACAAUGAGAUUGGAGUCCAUGGUUGGUGUGGGUGGGCAUCAGCUGAGGAUCCGCACCACAGGAGAGGACCUAUUGACAAGAGCCCACUGUCCUUAUUGUAGUGAGGAGGUGGACUUGCUGAGGUGAGCGGGCAUGGAGGAUGCCCAGCAACCAAUGCUGUCUCACAAUAUAGUGGAACAAGGCACAUUGUGAGGUAAGAGAUGAUGUAAUAGCAAAGUAGUAAGAUGAGUAAUACAGCUUCUAAACUCUAGGACAUUUGCGAUCAUGACGACAGGAAUGAACAUGACCUUAAAUGUCCUUCGUAGCAAAACCGAUUCAUGUUUUGACACCCCUCCUUCAAAAGAUUUCCCCUUCUUGCUUGGAAACUCAUUGCCCCCUCAGGCUGGCCUUGAUUGUUUGUCAGCACCAAGGUGCAGGGGCUGUUGUAAAGCAAAAUCAAACUGCAGAUUGCUUUCUUGAAGAAGGCCACGCAACAGCUGCCACGCGAAGGCAGAACUCUCCGAAGUGAUGUUUGUGAUUUCUUGGCUUCAAAGGGCUGUGUGGGGCUGCGUUGGCUGGCUGGGCCUCUUUCAUCUUUCUCAUUAUUUCCUGAGUGAAACGGCAGGAAUCAGAACAAGCCUUGAUUGGUUCUGAUUUAAAUGGAACUCCGGGAACGACACUCUGAUUCUUUCUCUUAAUUGGAACUUUUCUCUCUCUUGUUUUGGGCUUUGCCAUGCGUGCUGUCAAUUUGAUACCGCCUGCUGGAAUCCUCAGAGGGUUUGGAUUUAUAAAUAUGGAAAUUAUGUAAUUUCUCCUUUUAUGUCACUGCUUUCUGAGUUUUUAUUAACAUGCUCAUUCCCCCCCCUCCUUUAUGCCUAGUGGCUUUACUGAAACUUUCUGUUCUUUGAAAUAACACUCCAGUUUGAAAGGUUCAGUCCAAAGUUGCUGGAAGGCAAGGCAAUGAAAACGUUGGGAGUGUUGGACAUGGUGCCACUACUGAAGGCAGCUUUCAAAAUGCUAAUAGUAAAGAAGGAAGGAAGGAAGGAAGGAAGGAAGGAAGGAAGGAAGGAAGGAAGGAAGGAAGGAAGGAAAGAAAGAAAGAAAGAAAGAAAGAAAGAAAGAAAGAAAGAAAGAAAGAAAGAAAGAAAGAAAGAAAGCAAGCCAUCAUGGGUCUGAGGAUAACUGAAUUCUAUGCAAAGACUAAUCUCAAAAAGUUGUAGUUACAGGGGAAAUCAUCUUUUUCUUUUCUUAAAAAAAUGUUUCUGGAUCUCACCAUUACAGAAAUUGCUUCAUAAUAUAAUUCUCAAGUCUUCCAAGAGAAGUAAUGUUUUUUAAACAUUUGGUUCUUAUAAUUUUUCGCCCUGCUAAGUCUUUUUAUACUGUACUUUGCAAGACUAUAAUACAUAGAGUCACUGUUAUUUAUUUGAAAGAUUUCUAGGCUGCCCUAUAGGCCAAUGUCAUGAAUGGAUUCAUGCCACUGACAUGAGAAUGAUCAGUUUCAGGUUUGAAAUCUAAUUCUGGGACUUUCAGUAAAUUGGAGGAAGUGGCUGCAAUGUGCCCUAAAUCUUAAUUUAAUAAUUCUUUGAUGUUUUAACUACCUGAUUUUCUUUCUGUCUUUCUCAUAUGGCUUUCUCCUUUCCAGUUAAUAGCAGACCUCCUUGGCUUAAACUCGACAAACUAUAUCAAAUUUUGAAGAUUAAAAUUUUGAAGGUUUAUUUGCUUUGCUCACAAGAGAUGCUUCUUUUUUAAAAAACCGUGUGUUUGAUUGCAAUAUAAUGUUCCGUCACUAGAUGGCUCUAUGUGCUCUGUGGAGUUAAAUAGAGGGUGUGUCCUUUAUAGACAAAGAAGCGAGAAACAGCUCAAGGUGUGUGGAAAGGCUUUUUUUUUUUUUUUGGUUCACAGGUAAAACUGAUGACAAAGACCCAUACCUUGUACAAUGAGCAGUUCAAGACCUGGCCAGAAUCUCCAUUUUUUUUUUUUUACUCUAACACAAUAGUAGCAAUCUUCAUUUCCAUUUAGUAAAAGAUGGAAGAUGUUUUCCAGUACUAUACAUUCGAUUAUACCACUAUUAUGCCAAAGAAGUAUGAUUCUUUGCAUAUAUGUACAUGCAUUUCCAAGAUCUUUCAAUCCCCAGGGAACAGGGGAAGGUGUGAAAAGUGUAAUCUUCUUAAAAGAUUUAUUUGUGUUUUGCAAAGGGUGUAAAGCUGACAAAAGGGCCCUGCUCCAGGUCAUCCUCUGCCUUUCUUUCCAUCUGCCUGCACUUAUCCCAUGUCAGCUGCUGCACAGCCUCAGCAUGCUACUCACAGCGGUGCAAUUACCCAUUACUGCAUCUUUGCGCAAAACUAAUGACAUUUUCACCAGUUUUAUCCAGGGCAAAAGGUGGUUCCCCUAGCAGGCCAUAGUGAAAAGGGUUAAAUUGUUCACUCUGGCCAAAACCACCUCUUUUAAUAUAAAACAUGUAUGAAGUAAUUUCUCGGAGCAGAGAUUGUGUGUGUGUGUGUUUUAAAACUCUUUGAAAAUAAAUAAAACAAAGUGUGUUGUCGUCCCGUUCCCCCCCCCCCCCGCAAAUGUUUGUUGUUUUCAAGGAGGUAGACCUGAAGCUCACUCUCUCUAUAGGGCAAACACAUGGCCUAGUGUGUUGCCAUACACCUGGGAUUUCUUGGACACGUCUGGUUUUGGGGGACCAGCACCCCCAUCUGGGCAGAUUUUUGCAUUUUGGUUUAAAUGUCAGGGUUGUUGUUUAUUUAAUUAUGUUUUGGCUUUUUUUGUGGGGCAUGCUCAGAAGGAGCUGUGCCCUGGAACAGGAAACAGGCACCAGGUGGUCUGGAGCUGCCUGCUGGAGGUUGCACUAAGUCUGGUGUUGUUUUUGGCUGCUGCCAGGCCUUGUGCUGUCUUCCUGGGGCUGCGCUGGUCCCUGCAGUCACCUGGCCUUGCGUGGCCUUCUCGGGGCUGCUCAGCCUCUCUCAUUGUGAGCAGGGGGCCGAAGACAGCAAAGGUGAGAGAGGGGAGGCAAAAAGCGGGGAGCAGGCAGGUGAGGAAGGGGAGGGUUAGCAGCAGGGAGAGGGCGAGUGAGGGAGAUAUGGGGUGGGGGGUGGGGUGUCUGGAUGGUGGUGGUGUCCAGGUUUUUGAUCCCCGGAAUAUGGCAUCCUUAGCAUGGCAUACAGUCUAUAGGUUCGUCCAAACCUAUUUGCUUCCUGCCACAGCUGACACAAAUGGGGACAGAAGAGCCUGCAAUCACAUAUUUUACUCAUUGAAGCAAUGUUUCCUUUAUCGUCCGAAAUCUUUUGACAGUGAUGGCAAAUUAUAAAUACCCAUACCUUUUCUGGUGCCUUUGCAAGAAUACAGAAAAUACGAAGUGCCAUUAGAGGUUGCGCUUACUGCUGGCAAGGCCAUGAUCCUGUAUUCAGAACUCUGUGUGAUAACUGAGUAUUCUUUUCAGGCUUUAAAAAAAAAAUUUGCUGAGAAGGAAGAAGCAACAGAUAUUAUUGCUUGGUAUGAAUCCAUUUGAAGCUGAUAGUAAUAUUCAUUUAUUUCUGUAGUGCUCCCAGUGUGUGUGGCACCUUACAAGAGUAUUAGAGGACAGGUCUGUGCCCCGAGGGACUUUCAGUUUAAAAUUUGACAAGCGGAAACAACCGACAGAGUGGAUGCAAAUGGAGGUUGGGGGUAGAAGGGAUGCACUGUGUGGUUUUUUCAAUUGCACUUUCUGAGACUCAGCUAUAAACUGGGUUACAUUAGAGGAAGGCUGAUUAAACUGUUUCUCUCCAGAUGUUGCAGGAUUACAACGCACAUCGUCUCUAUUUGCAACAUUGGCUGGGUCUGAGCUGAAGCUCAGCAUCUAGGAAGUCACCCCUGCACUGGGUUCUUGUGCCCAAGGCUUCAUGGAAGAGGUGGGUUUUGAGCAAUAUUGAAAGGGGUGGCAUCUCACAGGUAUGCCUCCUUGUUUGAGAGCAAUGGAAGCUGUGCCCCUGUGCCCAGGCUAGCAGUGUUCUGUCCUUUUUUGGUGCCUGGGGCAUGCUGGGUCAACAGAACCCACCGUGCCAGCCAGCCUGCACCACCGCCACUGGACAUGUGCAUGCAAGGCGCAGAGGGUUCAGAGAGCAUGUGCACAAGCUCGGCCCUGGCCACUGGCCAAGUGUGGCUGUGCUGUGCCCCUGCCCCCCGUCCCCUCCCACAUGCUAUACCCCUGGUCCAGACCCCUUCUUAGUUACUAAAUAAACUGGAGUCCUUGGAGAGUUGAGAAAAUCAAAUGAAAAGAUUCCAAGAGCUCUGGCCAGGUAGUAGAACAUUAAACUUGAUUCAUGUUUUUUAGAAAAACAUGAAUGGUACGCUUUGACCUUGAAACUUGAAACUAGAGCUGAUGAAGAAUAAACUGAAACAGGGCCUUGUCCUGGAUUCCUAAAAACUGGAUUGCUACUGGAAUUUGUCUUAUUAUUCUCAACUUAAAACUUUCUAAAAAUUAAUCUACUACCUGGCCAGAGCUCUUGCAAUCCCUUCUUAGUUACUGUCAGAUUCCAGCAUAAACCAUAGACACUAAAAGUGGCAUGUGUGAAAAGGGUACAGAUCAAUGAUGGUAUGUGUUGUGACGUGGGGUUUGUGAUUUCAGCUCUCUUGACAUAAUAUGCUGGAGACAGUUCUCUAGUAACACUUCUUUAUUAAAGCAAACAAGACUAAGCUCUGAGGAGAGGAAAGCUACAUUCAUAGGGACGGGGGACUAGUUAGAAAGGGAUACAUUUUGGAGGGAACAAUAUCAGGCAAUCACAGUGCUGCCUUUUGGAGGAAACCAAUAAGACAGAGGAUCCAAAUGCAGCAGCUUAAAUGAACCAAUAGUAGCUGUACCUUCUGGAACCAAAAGGCAGUUACUUUACCCUAAUGCAAAUACAGACAAUUGUAAUACAGAUAUAAAAUACAUUGACUCAAUACACAACAGUAUGGUGACCAUUGGAAACAGAGCACAAGAAUGAAAAUGCUUCAAAAUGGCAGAAAGGGCUUAUUAGAGAACAGAGUUCAAGGGUGUGUUUAAAGUUUGCCCUCAGAAGUGCCCUUUAAGCAUCUGCUGAUAUUGGCAUACCAGGCUUACUCCCACGAGUUGUGCUUGUUGUUUAAUUUUGCCAGGAUCUGGAAGUGAAUCCAAAAGACUCACAGUAUGGGCUAUGAAUCCUUAUCCUGAUGGUAGGGACCACGGCGGGAUUCAGCGGCGGCAGCAGAUGGGUUCACACCUUGGAUAAUUUUCCAGCCAAGAGCUUUUACAGAUGAAUGGAUUGCACGAGCUGUGCCUAAAAGAAGCCUUUGCUUGUCCCUUUUACUGCAGAAGCAAGAGCACACCAACCCUUUGAGAGCAAAGUCUGAAAAGGAGAGGGGGGGGGAAUAAGCCAUUUGUGUAAUAUCUUCCUGCCUUUGCAAAAAGCUCCACUGUAAUGAUGUUAUUUAGUGAGCAGAUUUUGCUUUCUUUUGUUUUUUCUUUUCACCUUGGUUUUGGAUUCAUGUGCACUAAAACAAUGUUUAGCAAAGAGAAGAAUAAUUGAUUUCUUGCAAUAUUGCACAAAGUUGCAUUGCAAAAAGUAACUGAAGUGAUCAUUUCAUAUGAUACUUUACUGAUCAGAAGCAAACUACUUUCCCCUCUGAGCAAAUUCUGCUUAGUUGGCUCCCAUGUGUGUCUCCAGGGCAGCCUGAGAAUAUGAAAUUGCAACACUGGUCUGUGCUAAAACAGAUUCCGCCCUCAGCAUUAGCUUUUCCAUUCCAGCUGGUGUAUUUGAAGUAUUGUAAUGGGUUUUUGUCUUUCUUUUGAAUUAAUUCUGGGGAAACCGAGCCAGAUGG
Molecule: messenger RNA, 12390 nt
Organism: Zootoca vivipara (common lizard)
Lineage: Eukaryota; Metazoa; Chordata; Lepidosauria; Squamata; Lacertidae
Source: RefSeq, a predicted model, not a curated record